Messenger RNA from Stylophora pistillata, 1864 nucleotides. RefSeq lists its product as uncharacterized. Gene Ontology annotation, cellular component: cytosol. Gene Ontology annotation, molecular function: UDP-glucose 4-epimerase activity. Lineage: Eukaryota; Metazoa; Cnidaria; Anthozoa; Scleractinia; Pocilloporidae. Gene Ontology annotation, biological process: monosaccharide metabolic process. The record is from RefSeq and is a predicted model, not a curated record.
UCAUUCUAUGAAGCGCCGCUUGUAAAUACCAGUGCUGUUAUCAAAAAUCGUUCAACCUUCUCUGCCAUGUAUCUUCUACUGGCAUCGACUUUGUUGUGCUUAAGCUUUGCUGCCUCUAAUGGAGCGCAAUCACGUUAUCGACAGCGAAUUCUCGUUCUCGGAGGUGACGGAAUGCUAGGAAGUGAGACGGUCGCUCGGCUGAAGCUGAGAGGACAUGACAUCACAAUCGCGCACCGAGGAACGUGGUAUUGGGACUCUGCUCUUAGAAUCAAACCUUGGGUCAAAUUUGUGCCGUGUGAUCGAGCUCAGUUUAACGACUGCGCCGAAAGACUGGGAGAUGUUGCAAGAGAAAAAGGCAUGUUUGAUAUGGUGUUCGACUUUAGUGGAUACAGACCUGGUUAUAUCAAGGAUUUUAUGCUCAAGAUGCGUAGCAAGAUUCGUCGUUAUAUUUACAUCAGCACUGAUUCUGUGUAUGAGGUCUGUGAGGAACCUUCCCACGAGGGACCCACUCUUGAAGAGGAUGCCAAGCGCCCAAAGGAUCCUAAGACAAGAGAGGCCUAUGCUCAGAAGGACGCUUACGGAAAUGCGAAGUUGGAGUGUGAAGAGGUUCUCAGAAGAGAACACGAACUAUGGAACAUUCCUUUUAUGAUUCUUCGCCUUCCUGACGUUAUUGGAGUGCGAGACAACACUGAUCGCCUCUGGCGCUAUCUCCUUUGGAUGCGUUUCCACGACAUCUUGGACAAACCUGUAGAACUGCCGAAGAGUCUUGAAAACAAGCCACUGAGUUUCGUCUUAGCAGAAGAUGUCGCAAAUCUAUUGAUUGUCCUACCUGAGUACGACGAGAACGUGUACAACUUCGCUUACAACCUAGCUUUCCGCGAGACUGCAACGCUGGAAGAAUUUCUCCAAAUUGCGGCGAAGCAUCUUGAUGUUCCUGACGUAAAAUUUGACAAGUCUAGCGAGAGUGGAACGUAUUAUUAUCCCUCAGUGACGCGCGGUCCUAUAGAUAUUAAAAUGGCAUGGGAUUAUCUUCGUUGGAAUCCGCACACACUUGACCACGCUAUUAGAAAAACAGUUCAAUUUUACGAAUACGCAAUGCGUUCAGAAGAUUUUAAAGAGAAGAGAAAGGCAAUCCUGAACAGUUUGCCUAUACCUGGUCAUGCCAUGGAAGCGUUUAAACGACGGCUAAAAGAGGUCUACGGCUUAGACUAUGAUAGACAAGCAGUUGUCAAGGACGAGUUAUAACCAUUGAAGUGCCUACGGAAUCAGUCUAAGCAGCUUUCUAAUUGACAGACUUUCAGCAUACGAUUACGAGCACCCUCUCCUUCUAAGCGUAACCCGUCUCGUUAGUCGAUGCCCACACCGCUAAGUGCAUUGUGAAGUGCUAAUUAAAGGCUGUGGGUAGAGGUAUUUGUUUUGCUAGAUGGCUGAACGGAUCUAAUAAAAGAUUUUUACAACAGGUAACUCCCUGUAAUAAACUGGACAUCCAUAUUUUAUUGGUAUUACUUGGUCUAACUCCAAGACUUCAAGGCACAAUGGACGUCAAUAUGUUUGCUAUCCCUAUUUUUUAACAAGAGCAGUAAGUUCAACUCAAUAUAAAUUGUUUGUAAAGGAUUACAGGAAGAGAAAGUCGGUAAUCAAGUACAGUUACAAAACGACUUUGAGAACCACACAGUUCAGGACUACCCCUUCACAAUUAGUUGAAGUAACUUAAUUUAAUCAAGGACAAUAUCUAAACAAAAAUGUGAUCAAUCCUGAAUAUAAGAGGGCUACGUUAAGCUGAUAACCUAAGGGGAGGAAUCGGGAAAUGUUGGUGUACUUGUGCAACCAAUCAUAAAAAAAAAAAAAACCCACGACUUAACUA